AUGGAUACUGUAUCUUAUAAGGCAACAAAUUCAAGUUCUGGCACGAGCUCUUCAAGCCGCAAGGGAGCCUACCCCCUGGAGACUGAUGACCAUGGCCAAUCAGAAUCCCUCAAUCUCUUUCUCGAAGCCUACCUCCGGUGCUUCACUGGGGAUUUUCCGAAACGAUGGUACAACAUCCUACACUUGGCAAAGUAUUGGUAUAACUCCACCAAGCAUAGUGCCAUCGGCAUGAUGCCCUCCCUAGCUUUGUAUGGCCGCUCACCGUCGGGUCUGACUGAUUACCUACCAGGCUCGGUGUCUCUGCCAAAUGUGGAUGAAACCCUGCAAGAUCGACAAAUUGUUGGCAAACAACACCGAGAGACACUUCGCAGCACAAGGAAACGGAUGGUUGCCCAAUCCAACAAUCAUUGGCGUGAUAUCUUGUUUCAAGAGGGUGAUUGGGAGCUCUUGAAACUUUGUCCAUACCAGCAUCACUCCAUGGCUAGACGAGGCUCCUAA
Messenger RNA from Glycine soja, 498 nucleotides. RefSeq lists its product as uncharacterized. Lineage: Eukaryota; Viridiplantae; Streptophyta; Magnoliopsida; Fabales; Fabaceae. The record is from RefSeq and is a predicted model, not a curated record. The coding region runs from base 1 to 498 and encodes 165 amino acids. Gene Ontology annotation, molecular function: nucleic acid binding. The transcript has 2 exons.